AUGUCAAAUUUAAAUAAUCCUCCGGUGCCAAAACAAAGUCAAAGUCUAAAUGAUUUUGAAAGUGCUGAACACACCACUGAAUCGAAAUUCUGGCGUAAGUUCAAACAAGAUCCAGUUGUACCUAUUGGUAUGACUGGAUUUGGUUUGAUCGUACUUGGAGCUAUAAUUGGUUUCAAUAGACGAGAUCGAAAUAAGCCUACAUCCACCUACUGGAUUCGUACUCGUGUUUAUGCACAAGGUUUUGUUGUAUCUCUACUAACUGCAGCAGCUAUAUAUCAUGCUGUUAAAGACACUCCAGAGCCGCAUAAUAUUCAUGGUCAGAACAGAGGUCAUCAUGGUCAAGUUCAUCAUCAAGCAUCAGCAUCCAAUAAUCACCAUUCAAAAUAA
Molecule: messenger RNA, 387 nt
Organism: Rotaria sp. Silwood1
Lineage: Eukaryota; Metazoa; Rotifera; Eurotatoria; Philodinida; Philodinidae
Source: the annotation of a GenBank genome assembly